Molecule: messenger RNA, 3594 nt
Organism: Closterium sp. Yama58-4
Lineage: Eukaryota; Viridiplantae; Streptophyta; Zygnematophyceae; Desmidiales; Closteriaceae
Source: the annotation of a GenBank genome assembly
AUGCGCUCUCCUGUAUGCCUAUCGUGCGCUCUCCUGUAUGCCUAUCGUGCGCUCUCCUGUAUGCCUAUCGUGCGCUCUCCUGUAUGCCUAUCCUGCGCUCUCCUGUAUGCCUAUCGUGCGCUCUCCUGUAUGCCUAUCGUGCGCUCUCCUGUAUGCCUAUCGUGCGCUCUCCUGUAUGCCUAUCGUGCGCUCUCCUUUUCCACACCUCUCAACACCUCUCAACACCUCGCUCCUCCCCCCUUCCCUCUUCCCCCAAAGCAGCAUCCUGCACAACUGCACCCUACCAGGCCGCAUCCCUGCAGCGUUCGUUGCUCUCUCUCCAUGCUCCUGCUUGCCUCCAACCGACUGCAAUCCAUGCGCUCCCCUCACUGCUCCCCUCAACACCUCUCUCCCCCUGUCUGUCUCCCCUCCCGUCCCCCCAAGGCAGUAGCCUGCGCAACUGCUCCCUACCAGGCCGCAUCCCUGCAGCGUUCUAGCCUGCGCAACUGCUCCUUAACUGGCCGCAUCCCUGCUGUGUUUGGUGCUCUCUCCGCGCUGCAAGUGCUGCUGCUCGACUCCAACCACCUCCUGCGCAACUGCUCCUUAACUGGCCGCAUACCUGCUGUGUUUGGUGCUCUCUCCGCGCUGCAAGUGCUGCUUCUCGACUCCAACCGACUCCAAGGGCCGCUGCUGGGGGAGGAAUCCCGAGGGCUGCUCAGCCUGCAGCGCUUCCAUUCACACCUCGGUCUUCGACAGUCGUCUUCCCAUGCCUCCUCCCUUCUCUCUCCCCUCCCGUUCCCCCAAAGCAGUAGCCUGCGCAACUGCUCCUUAACUGGCCGCAUACCUGCUGUGUUUGGUGCUCUCUCCGCGCUGCAAGUGCUGCUGCUCGACUCCAACCGCCUGCAAGGGCCGCUGCUGGGGGAGGAGUCCCGAGGUCUGCUCAGCCUGCAGCACGUUGAUUUGUCGGAUAAUGAACUGGAGGGAGGUGUCGUGUUCUUCCCUCAACUUACGUCGCUCAAGCACCUGCUGCUUGGUUGGAACCGCUUUUCCCUGCUGCCAGCAAAGCUAGGCUUUCUUCCCAACCUCCGCACGCUGGUGCUGGAUCACAACCGAAUCGGCAACACGCUUUCUGAGCGCCUCUCCUCCCUCUCCAACCUGCAAACACUGGUAUUGGACAACAAUCCCAUCGGAGGGUCCCUCCCUGCUGGGUUCUCGGCUCUCACCAACCUUGUCACCAUCUCUAUGUCGCGUUGCCAGCUCGGGAACGCUCUUUUCAACACAUCACUGCUCAUCAACCUGCAAAAGAUUGAUGUGAGUGACAACGAGAUCCUGUACAACGUGCAAGACGCCUUGGGAGCUUCACUGAGAAAUCUGCGCCAUGUUGACUUAUCCAACAACUUGUUUCUUGGUUCCUUCCCAGAAUCCAUGUCUGAUCUUCAAGCACUGGCUAUCCUCAAUGCAGACAACAACAACAUAGACCUUCAACUCCCGGACCUCUCAGGCUCGGCAGGCUCCGGCGCACUACACUACGUCUCCCUUAUAAACAACCAGCUCGACGAUACAGGCGGCAAGAUCCGCCGAAAAAUACCCCAGUACCUAAUAGACCUCGUUUCCAACUCCUCCCUCCGCCUCUGGGAAAACCCCUUCUGCAAUUUCACCCUUGUAAUCCCCACCCUCGCUCCCGCUUGCGACCGCUAUAACGAGAAGAUCCAGCCUCCAGUCUUCCUUCCUUCCCCUGGCGCCUCCCUUGACGAUAUUGUCUUUACCUCGGACCCUUUCUGUCCCUCUCACACCUGUGAUCCUACCGCUGCUGCCGCUUACCCCAGCUUUUAUGCCUACCGGGUAGCAGCGGCUUGCGUCUGUGCCAAGGCGCUAAAAGUCUUGCUUAGGCUCGUGCACUCGCCGAAUCUGUACUUCUCAAAGUCUUUAGCGAAGGACCUGCAAAGGGGGUUGGAAGCGCAGUUUGGGUGGGAAACCGGGCAGGCGUGGAUUCGGCAGGUGCGGACGAAAAGGGAUGCCUCUCAGCUGCUGGAGGUGCUGAUUUUUCUGCCCGGCGGGCAGAAAUGGACGGCUGCGAUUGUCAAUGCAGUGGUGAUGCGGUUUGUGCGGCAUAACGUCUCCAUGGGAGUCAGCUUUGGACCGUACCGGUUUGAAGGAUUUGUCUCGCCGAUCCCACCGCCACCACUAACCGUCCCUCCUCCACCUCCUCCCACCCCUUCCAAAACCUCCUCCAUCCUCUUCCCCAUCCUCUUCACCUCGCUCCUCCUCGUCAUCCUCCUCCUCCUCUUUAUCUGUUGGCGAUCCAACAUCUGGGGAAGAACAAAGGGCUCUCCCCCCUCUACAGUCACACUCACAACCCUGAAGAUCCCAGGGUUGAUGAAGGGAGACGAGUGGGAGAUCACGAUCAGUCCGUCGGAUUCGAAGAGAAUCAACGGCCGACAGACGUACCUGGUGCACGGGGUUUGUUUCUUCCGAUAUGACGACUUGAUUGCGGCUACCGACCAUUUCUCGCACGUUAUUGGCCACGGGUCCUUCGCUGACGUGUACCUCGGGCACCUGGACGAAAGCCUGCUCCCGGAAUCAGCCGCUGCGUCGAAAGACAACGGGCAGGCGAACGGGCAGGUUGAAAAAAAGGGGGAUGGUGCUCUAAGCAGUGGUGCUUCUGCUGAUGCUGCUGCUGCUGAGAUAGAAUGUUCUCCUGCUGCUGCUGGUGCUGCUGCUGCUGGUAUUGACAAUGAAGGCUCCUCCACCACUCCUUCAACAGCGAAAGGAGCUUCGAUUGACUCGUCCCAACCCCAAGGGACCCCAGUGGCAGUGAAGCGCGUGCGCGAAGCCGCCCUCCGUUCCGACUUCUCCGUUUCCACGUUCAUAAACGAGAUCAAAGUCCUCUCCUCCAUAAGCCACCCCAACCUCGUACCCCUUAUAGGCUUCUGCAGGGAAGCGCAGGAGCUCAUGCUCGUCUACACCUACGCUCCAAACGGGUCCCUAUUCGACAAUCUCCACGGCGGGUUGAAGGAGCAAGGCGGGUUGAGGGACUGGGGGAGGAGGAUCGAUGUGCUGGUGGGCGCGGCGAGUGGGUUGGAGUAUCUGCACGGGGAGUUGGAGGUCCCGAUAGUGCAUGGGGAUGUGAAGCCCGAGAAUAUUCUCAUUGCUGCGUCGGGGGAGGGACUGCUGUCGGAUUUCGGGCUGAGUGAGUUCGUGCGGGAGGCCUCGGUGCAUACACCUGCUUCGACGAUCGUCAGAGUGAAGGGAUCUGUGGGCUACGUGUGUCCGGAAUAUUCAUCAACGGGAGUGCUCAACUCCAAGUGUGACGUGUACAGCCUCGGGAUUGUCGUAUUGGAGACGCUCACAGGCCUGCCACCUCAGAUAGAGGACCAACACCUUGGGACCUCCACGCACAUCCGAGACCUGGUCUCUGCGUUGCUGCGGAAGCAUGACAGCGAUCCCUCAGCAGUGCUCGACCCUGCACUGCCGUCCAAUCUCCCCAAGGUGCCUGCCUGGCGCCUGCUGCAGCUGGCACUGCGCUGCACUGCUCCCACCGGCCGUGAUCGGCCGCACAUGGGGGAGGUGCUAUCUGAGCUGCUCUUUGUGCAAAAUGCCUUGAGGAAAUCGUGA